AUGUGUGCAAGGAUUUUGUUUCUCUGUUCUUACUUACAGAUGCCACCACAGAAGUGGGCAAUGCCCUCCAUGAGACAUGAUACUUGUUUUGGACUGACCCCUAAAUUAUUCUUCAGUCCUGGCACGUUCAGGGGCCUAGAUGCUCAUGUUCAACAGUGGGCACAAAAGAAGAGAUGGGAAUCCUGGAGGAACCUCCAGGAAUCAGGGGCAAAAUACCCGCUCUCUUGGCAGCACUCAUGUCAGUGCCCACCUCGGGACUGCCAUACCCCUUCUGAGCCUGCCUUUUGCACCACCUCCUUUUCAAGCACCUGUAUGUUCCCUCAGGACAGUUCUUGGGAUGUACGGCAGGUACCCUGGUGUUUUAGUGAUGAGCACACUCACCUGCUUUGCAAGCCACUGCUCCCUGACCUGAACAAAUAUCAUCAAAGGAUGGAAAAACCGCUGGUCCACUCCCAGGAAAAGUUGGUGCCAUUGGAGCCUGUUGUCAGCAUGAGGUCCCAUCCCACCUCCAUGACUUUAGCCACUGUUCUCCCAAACCCUCCUUUAUCUCAGAGGCCACAGUUCUGCUCCAGAGAAUUCCUGCCUUUUUUUUCCAACCAACAAGUGGGAAUACCCACCUGGAAGUCCUGGGACUGUCCAGAAGAGGCCUGGGCACCAGGGAGGGAAAACCAGGUACUAAGCACAGAGGAUAUUAGAGAGACCCAGGCUCCAGAGUGGGCAAACCAGAGAGACAGCAGUAAGGAGGAUGCUUGGGAGAUUGAGACAUCUCAAAGGCAACUCCCAAUAAACUUUGGGCUGGAGGACAAUGCAGAGACUAAGGUUCUGGAGUGGGAAAGCCAGAGACUAGUGAUAACUAAAACUGAUGGAGAGAUCCUGACAGCAGGGUGGGAGAACCAGGACCACUUGGGAGUUGAGAAUAAAGCUAAAAUUCAGGAACUAGGGAAGAGAAGAAGCCAGAAGGAGGCUAGAGGUGAGAAUCCUCCGGAAACCCAGGCACAUAUAGUAGAGAACCAGGAACAGUUAAGAUGGGAGAGCGAAGGAGAGACCCAGUCCCAAGGAUUCGGGAAGCACAGCCAGGCCAGAAGUGAGAAUGGUGAGGCAUGCCAGGAGCCAUGGUGGAGAAAACAAGAUGAGAUUAGAGGUGAUGCUGGUACAGAAAUUCAGGCAGAAGAGAGGAGAAACCAGACCCAGGUUGGAGGUGAGAAUGUUGUACAAACCCAAGUAUCUGGAAAGGGGAACCUGGGAGAAGUAAAACAAGAGGAUGGUAUAGAUAUCCAGGCCCUGGGGUGGGGAAAACAGGAAUGUGUUGAUAUUGAGACUGCUACAGAAACCCAGACACCAGGGUGGGGGAAGCAGGAUCAGGGUAGAAGUGAGAAAGCUAGAGAAGAGUUCCAGAAACAACUAAGACAUGAAUUUCGAGUGGGAUGGGGAAGCCAAGGCCUGAGAAAAGGCAAGGGUGCAGGGGAAACCCACAUAUCUAGAAGGAAGAACCUCAGGGAGAUAAGAGAGGAGGAUUGGGUAGUGAUCCAGACACCAUGGUGGGAAGACCAGAGACCAUUAGCAAGUAAAAUUGACAGAGAAUUUGAGAUAUUUUGUUGGGGGAAUCAGGACCAGAUUGGAAGUGAACAUAGAGCAGAAAUUCAGGCACCAAAGAAGAGAUACCAGAGAAAGGACACAGAUGAAGAUAGUAUAAAUACCUUGGCACCUGAGGUAGAGAACCAGGGACAAGAAACUCAUGUAGACACCCAUCCACCAAACAGGAGGAACGAGGAGCAGUUUGGAGAUGAAACUAGUACAGACAUUCAGGUGCCAGAAAUGGAAAACUUGAGAGAGGUUAAAGGUGAAGACGGCAAAGAGACCCAGGAACUUGGGGAAGAAAACCAGGGUCAAUUAAACAAUGAAAUUAAUGGAAAGAGUCCCACGCCAAAAUGGAAGAAUCAGGUACACAGAAGCAAGGAUGGUGCAAAUACUCAGGCAUCUGACACAGAGAACUGGGAAGAAUUAACAAGUAAAAUUGAUGGAGAAACUCAUUCAGCAGAAUGGAAGAAAGAGGAGCAGGCUGGAGGUGAGAACGGAACAGAAAUUCAGGCACCAGAGAAGAGAAACCAGAGAGAACCUGGAAUUGAGGAUGGUGUAGAGAUUCAGAGACCUGAGAGAGAGAACCUGGGACAGUUAGAUAGUGAAAUUGGAGAGAACUAUUCACCAGGGUGGAGGAACUGGGAGCAGAGUGGAGGAAAGAACGAUGAAGAAAAUCAGACAUUGGAGAAGAGAAACCAGAAAGAGGUUGGAAGUGACGAUGGUGAAAAGAUCCAGAGACUUAGGGGAGAGAACCAGAGACUGUUAAAAAGUAAAAUUAAUGGAAAGACCUGUACAUCAGAGUGGAAGAACCAGGAGCAGAUUGGAGAGGAAAAUGGUGCAAAAAUACAAGAGAAGAGAAACCUGAGAGGGUCCACAGAUGUUGAGGAUAGAGAGACCCAGGCUUCUGGGGGAGAUUACCAAGAACAGCUAAGAAGUCAACUUGAUGGGGAGAUCAAGAUAAAAGGGCAAGAGUCCCAGAAAGAGGGUGGAGAUGAGGAUGCUGCAGAAAUCUGGGAUGUAGGGAGUCAGAGAAAGUGCAGAGCUGAGGAUGCUGGAGAAACUGGAGUUCCAAGGGGAGGAAUCAAGGACCAGGUCAGAGAAUGGGAUGCUGCUAAAGGCAAUCUCCGAGUUGACUGUUCUGGGGAUGAGGGGCCCCCAGUCCUCACUGGCUCUGGGUAUGGGGCCAUGGAACAGGAACAAGCAGUGGCCUCUGCUACCUGCCCUAAGAUGAAGCCUCUCCCCCACGGGGGUGAACUCUUCUUGCUCUCCAGUGGGGAGGGAAAGCAUUUGGCCAGCCAGAACACAGCCCCUGCCAGGAAGCACAGAGUGGGGAUCAGUCUAGCUUCCCCACAAGCCCCACCUAAAACCCCAAGAAGCCAACAAAGGGACAAAAGAGUGGAUCCAGAGAAGGCCUCUGGUCUGGUCUGGCAGCUCCAGAACCCACAGUCUCUGGCUGCUUCCCCGAGCCUACCCUCUUCCUGUUCCUCUGACUCGUGUGGCCAAGCCCCCCAAGCUGCCACAGCUCUGGUGAGUGUUCCUUCUGCUCUCACUGUCCUGCCCAAGUGGCCAGUCCUUAAGAAGAGCCAACAAUUGCUCCUGGAGUCCCUCAUGCGGCGGAAGAUUGCACACUUGAAGUGGGGGAUCCCCCAGCGGAUCCUGGAUUCCCAUUUGUUCUUUAACAUGUUAGAUCCAUGCCAACUUCCCUUUGCUGAGAUGUGGCUCCAAUGGCAGCAGGAAAAGGUUUGUGAAACCCAGGGCUCCAGACCAGGCCUUAAGUCCCCUGGGAAGUCCCAGAGGGUUCAACUUCCAGAAAGAAAAAGCUCAAAACUUUCUACACAAGCCAGAGCUCUGGAGACACGUGGGCCACAGGGAUCAGAGCCCAAGAGCAUUUUCAUCCAUCCCCCAAAACCUCGGAGAGUCAGGCCACCAAGGGGCCCCAGAGAAAGACAGGGUGUCCAGGAAGAAGUUCCUCCUAGGGCCAAGCUCCCUGCUCCCAGAAACGCCAGGCCUGCAGUAGAGUCUAGGAACCUGUGUGCCCAAGAAAGGGUCCGAGAGCUUUCCAGUGAGAACAGCAGGGACAGGAAAAUGAUCAGGCCAGGAGUCUGCCAGAUGGCAGAAAGGGCUCCCAGCAGAAUGAGAACCUCAUACUCCAGGGCAGGCCAUGACCACUGGAGGAAGGACAGCACAUCCCAGGAGGCCUCUAAGCCCCCCAGACUCAAAUGCCAGCAGUCCACACACUGGAGUAGAGGAAGCCUGGAGGGCAGAGGGAUUAAGCAGCAGUCUUCCUCCUGUUCCAAAGACACCCCCAGCUUCAAAGGGAGUCUCCACUCAGCCCCAGGGAGUCUGAGCAUGACCCUUCUGAACAAGAAAUACUGGUCCCUACACCUGGCCAACCUCCAGCACUCAGCCCCCAACCUGAGCCUGAGGGGUUCUGAUCUUACCCUGCUUCCUCCCAAAGUGGGUGACCCACAUGGAAGGCAGGACAGCACUGGAGUCCACGCUUCUCCAAAGACGGACCUUCAUCCACCAGGUCACCGCUGUGCUGGUGUGAUUCUUCCCAAGAUGGGAAGCCUCCAGGGUCAAGGGGAACCUGAAAACCCAAAUGGGGCCUCACGGAAUCCACCAGCUUUAAAAAAGUUUGGUUUUAUGAAACACAUGAGGGGUUUUCUGCUCCGGCAUUGCUUUAGAAAAUAG
This is a messenger RNA of Molossus molossus (Pallas's mastiff bat), 4272 nucleotides long. RefSeq lists its product as uncharacterized. The record is from RefSeq and is a predicted model, not a curated record. The coding region runs from base 1 to 4272 and encodes 1423 amino acids. Lineage: Eukaryota; Metazoa; Chordata; Mammalia; Chiroptera; Molossidae. The transcript has 3 exons.